AUGCUUUUCUCUUUUCUUCUCCUGGCGACAUCCGCUGUCGCUCUCACAACCACCACUGCGCCAGCCGCAUGCACGGCCUUCCCUUCGAAGAUCAGGGACUUUUCGUCCGACUUCCAGCAACCAGAACCCCCCCUGAUAGCAAACGAAUUCAAAACAAGCUUCAUCCAGCACAAAUGGAACCAGAACCUCUCCCACAUCAUGGCGGGCUACCUCUACAACUCCCCCUCGCAGAAGCUCGUCCGCGCCGACGAGGCGUAUGACGGCGGACUCGCAACAUCGCUCUUCAACUACGCCAACGUGACCGAUACAGGCUUGGUCGAGAACACCCUGACGGCGUUCGACAACGCUUCCAAGCCAGACGUGUGGAGGGGCUACGUCAACUCCAACUAUCCCCUGUUCGAGGCGGACUUUCUGGUCCAGAACGAGGCGGUCUUUGGCGGUCUCGUGCGCAGGGAGUUUGUCGAGGGAGAUGUGGCUUCGGGCGCGAUCCCCGUCACUGUGUAUGUGGAUUCGUGUGGUGUCGUCGUCGGGUAUGACUAUUUUGCGCCGGGGCUGCGGACUCGCGUGGUGACCAUGUUCUUCAAUACCUAUGUUGGGCCUGUCAAGAUCUAG
This is a messenger RNA of Aspergillus clavatus NRRL 1, 612 nucleotides long. RefSeq lists its product as uncharacterized. The coding region runs from base 1 to 612 and encodes 203 amino acids. The record is from RefSeq and is a predicted model, not a curated record. NCBI's taxonomy places the organism in Eukaryota, Fungi, Ascomycota, Eurotiomycetes, Eurotiales, Aspergillaceae. The transcript has 3 exons.